This is a messenger RNA of Tetrahymena thermophila SB210, 11181 nucleotides long. RefSeq names its product IPT/TIG domain protein. The record is from RefSeq and is a predicted model, not a curated record. The transcript has 4 exons. Lineage: Eukaryota; Ciliophora; Oligohymenophorea; Hymenostomatida; Tetrahymenidae.
AUGAGUGCCUAAUAAAUUUCAUGGCUUCUUCUCUUCCUGUUGAUCACUCAAGCUACUGCAAUAGAAAAUGAGGUUGUUCAAAAUUAAGUUAGAAUUCUCUCAGUCUCUACUAUACUUGAUAGAGAUAAUGCUUAAAGGAUGGGUUCAAUAAAUGGUGGUACUAGACUUUACAUUAAAAUGGUUGGUCAAGACUCAAGCAUGUCUUCUAAUAACUAGGUUUUUAUUGGCCCAUAUCCAUGUGUAAUUCCUGAAAUGGGUGUAAAUGAAAUUUUUGUUUCAUGUAUUACUACUCCUGCGUAUGAUAGCACUAAACAAUAGAAUCUUUCUGUUGUAGUUUAAGUUAUGAACAGAAGUAUUUCUCAGUGUGGUUAGUCUGAUUCUUCUUUGUGCACCUUUUCAUAUUCAGGAUCAUAUACACCAAUUCUUGACAUUAUCUUUCCUCGUGCAGUUGUUCCUAAAGUAGAUUUUUAAUGGUGGGGUACCUUUAGAAUAAGCAAUACCAACUAAAUCACUAAAAUGCUUGUUGGUAAUCUUUUAUGUGAUAGAUUUAAUUUAGGACUGAACGAAGACACAUCAUAUGAUGGCAGUUCAUACAAUUAGCUUACUUGCGAAAUUGAUUAUUCUCACCCUGCUGGUUUCUAUUCUUCUGAAUUCAUUUCACUUCCUGGUGAAGCAAACAAAUAAAGCCACUUAACUACUGUUCGUUCUACUACUCUCGACACUCCUUAUGAUGUACAGAUAGUUUCUUAGUAAACUGGCUCAGGAUAUUCUCAAAAUAUAACAUCUUAAGGUGGGUAGCUAACUAUUUAUGCAUCAAAUAUUCCUUCCAAUGCUUCAAAUGUAACAGUAACUUGGAAUAAUUCUCUCUGUGCUAUUAACGAAGUUAAUACUGAUUUUGGCUACUUCUCAUGUACUUUACCUGCUGGUUUGAGCAGCCCAAUUAUUGACUCUACACUCCGUUAUGAGUCUGGUUCUGGAGUACAUUUAUAAGCUUAUAACACAUCCUCAUGGGAUUUCUCGGGAUUGAUUAAGCAAUAUAAAAGUAAUCCUUCCUAAUUAUAAUUAGCUAAGGAAGCAAUUAUUCCUUCUACUGAAUAUUACUACAAUUAUGAUUCAAGAUAAGAUGGUCUUAAUAGAUAAUUUAUUGUCCUAUAAGGUUAUUUUAAUCCUCCAAGAGAUGGAAAUUACUACUUCCAUACAUCUUCAAGUUACUAUGCUUAAGUCUUACUUCAAUUAAAUGGUGAUAGCACAAACGAGUCCACAAUGACAGUCAUUAAUUCUAUUUCAUAAUAUGGUACUGAUCUUAGAAAUCCUUACUCCUCUUCAUAUGAUUUACAACAAUCCACCUCAGAUAACUUGACAAUAUCAUUAAAAUAAGGGUAAUCUUACUAUUUUAAGAUUUAUGCUCUAGCUUCAAGCUCUAAUAACUUCUAUCUUAGCACCGGUGUAAGAAUACCUGUUGAGGCAAACCAAAGGAAUCAAGACAACAUUUAUCCAAAUUCUGUUGGCUAAGUAUCAAGAUUUAAAAUUAAUUAUAACUACACCAAAGAAAAAGUGAAAAUAUCUUUUUCAGAUUUAAAUUCAGCAAAGAAAGGUAGCUUUGGAAUGAAUUUUAUAUCCCCUUUUGGGACUCAACUAAAAUCCUAUUCAAACUUAUGGGUGAUUACAUCUGAAAAAUAUAAUAGAGAUACUACAUGCUCUUAAAUUGUAGGGCAUUUCUCCUACUACGUUGGAGACCAAAGCACUUGCGUUUAAUCUGAAAUCUUAGAUUUGAACAAAAAUAAGAUUGGAACAACUUGGGAACUAACUUUCUUAUCUCAUCGCAAUUAUGAUGUCUAACCAACAUUCAAUUUUGAUUCUACUUUGUCAACUAAACCUAUCUACACGGUUGUUGUACCAGCUGGUUAACCAUUAUCAGGAACUUUCCGUAUGAAAAUUAAUGGAAAUUAUGUCAAACAUAAACAAAAUCCUGAUAUUCCUUUUAAUAUUUAGGGAUCAGACCUAUGUGGAGCAUUAUAGCAAUCAUUGAAUUCUACAAAUAUUCAUUGCACUCAUAAUUUAAAUUUUAUUGAUGGUUCUGAGUGGAUACUUGAUUUCUAUGGUUUUGCAAGUCCUAUACUAAUAGAAGGUGUUUUAGCAGAGUCUAAACUUAUUGGAGAACCUGGAACUAUAACACUUGUAGUUGACACUCUUAGAGCUGCCUCUUCAUCUUACUUAAACUAUCCAGCUAUAGAAACCGAAUUGUUAACUCAACGUUCUACUUUACCCUAUGCAAGUAUAAGAGUAAACGGAGUUUUGACUCUAGCUUCCUUAACUAAUUAACAAUUUGUUGUUAACUUGCUAGAUGACUCUUAAGCAUUAACAUACUCUAACUUCACAGAUGACAAUUCUUCGAUCCUUACAAUCUCUGGAAUUACCGCUCUUGGCUAUACUCCUUCUGUUUCUAAUUUUAAAGUAUAUUAUAACGGAGUUUAAUGUAAAAUAACUACUUCAUCUUCUGCAUCUUUCUCAGGUAUAAUUAAUGCAGUGUAUCCUUAUAAGAUUGCAGGUAGUUAUAAACCAGUAGUUCUUUACUCAUCAAAAGGUGUUGCAGUCUCAAAUGGAGUUAAUCCAAAAACAACAUUUCCAAUUAUUAAUUCAAUAAGUACCAAUACUAUUUACAGCUUUGGUGGUACUACUUUAACAAUAAUUGGUUAAUAUUUCCCUACCUCUGCUGAUAAUAAUUUAUCAGUAACAAUAGGGUCCGUUUCUGCAACUAUCCAAUCUUCUUCUAAUACCUAGAUUGUGAUUAUAACACCUGCAGGCCUAACAGAAGGUACUGCAAAUAUUAUUGUUUCAUACAAUGGAUUUACCAGUAACCCAUUAAAUAUUAAUAUUAAUAACAGUGGAGCUAUAACUAUCAAUGCAAUUGAUAAAACAAUAGUUUCACCUGUAGAUAAAACUCUUAUCACAGUCUCAGGUAGUAAUUUUGGUACAGAUGAAACCAAGUUAACAGCUUAUUUAGACUCUGUUGACUAAGGUGGAAAAUUAUUAAAGUAUGCUUAAUACAAUGUGAAUGUAGUUAAAGCAAAUGGAAAUUCAGCAUAGAUUUUAUUAGGUGGAGGUUUACCAGGUUACUACUAACUUAGAAUUGUCAAGAUAGGAUUAGGAAGUAACAAUCCAGCAGGAGCUACUAAUACAAUUUAAUACAAUAUUAUAUUAAACUCAUUCAGUCUAAACAAAGUUUCUGCUUAUGGUGGAGCAUAAUUAGUUAUAAAUGGAUUAAAUUUUGCAACUACUGCUUUCAAUGAUAAUUAAGUUUUAAUAAUUUAUCAAGAAGGAUACUCAGAAUUCUGUAUCAUAACAGCUGCAACUUCUUCAUAAUUGACAUGCACUCUCCCUAAUAUGGUAAAUUAUAUCUCUUCUGGAGAGACAUAAAAAACAUAUACUGUAGAAGUUUGGGGUAAACUAUUAGCCUAAGCAAUAAUAAACUAAACAUCUCCUUUUAAUCCUUAAAUUACUUUCGAUCUAAAUUUAUCGCUACAAGUUACUUCGAUUAGUAGCUAAUAAUAAAUUUUCAAUUAACAAUAUGCUGUUUUAGGUAGUAAUUUCCCAACAGGCGCUGGAGCUUUCUCUGUUGUUGUGAUAGGCUAAGAAAACAUCCAUGUUUAAAUUAAUUCAGUUAAUUCUACUGCUGUUACAUACACACUUCCAAAUUUACCUUAAGGAAACUAUUCUAUAACUCUUCGUACAAGUAACGGUGACAGUCCAUAUUUAUAAAUUUAAGUGAUUGAAUAUACCUAUCCUCUUUCUAAUCCAUAACUGUAUACUGUUUCUUCUGCAGGUGCAGAAAUAACCCUCACCAUGUCUGGUAAUGUACCAAACUAAAAUCCUGCUUUCAAAUUUAAUGGAGUUUAAGCAACUCUCAUUUCAUAUAACAACUCUACAGGUUAGGUUUUAAUUAGACUACCCCCCUCUUCAGUUGGGUCAAAUAAAUAACUUCUUUCUAUAAGAAGUACUUUAGUGCCACUAGACAAUUAAGGAAAUUUACCAUGGAUUUCACACAAAAAUUCAUUCACUGCUAUUGCUGCAACCUGGUAGGUUUCUAAUAUCUAAGUAAGUGGUAAUAGCAUUACUAUAACUGGUACAGGAAUUAAUAACUUGAGAACUGCUUAUUUGUAAUAAUCAAGUAAUAAUGCAUAAAUAUACUCUUCAAGCAUUAGCUCUUAAUCUAGCUCAAGUGCAGAUAUUUCUUUUGCUAAUGCCCCUGCUGGUGUUUACUAGUUAUAUCUGCUUGACUCUUCUAAUAAUUAUCCAACUAUCUAAAAUAAUUAAGUUGUAUUCCCUCUUGCUGGCCUAACUUCUCGUCAAGUCACCUCAUCCUAUGCUGGUGGCUAAUAAUUCAUAAUCAAUGGUAAUGGAUUUAAUACUCAAAACUUCAAUUAAAAUGCAGUAACAAUCUGUGGUAAUUAAGCUAGUAUAUUAAAUGUUACAACUUCUACUCUAAUUUUAUCUACACCACCUGCCUAUUCUGCCUUUUCAAGAAACAAUUAUUAAUUCCCAGCAGAUAAUAUAAAUCCUUUGAGCGGCUUCACUACAAUUAGUGAUGAUCCUAAUGGAAAUUCUUAAUAUUUAAAUGACGGUGAUUUACUUUUCUAUUAUUCAAGCUCUAAUGCAUCUUCUUGUUAUUGUGGUUUUAACUUUGGAAGUUCCACCUAGGUCAUCUUAAGUAAGUUUUAAUUAUAUCCAAGGUCACAAGGUGUAACUGAUGCCUCUGCAUUCUUCGGAACAUAAUUCUAAGCUUCUGUUGAUGGUACAAAUUGGGUUACUUUACUUACAAUCGGAAGUGAUUUCCAUUUGGGUAAAAAUAUGUAUUUGAUUGAUACAUUAAUAGCUACAAAUCCCUCAAAAACUAAUGAUUUAAAGGCUGCUUAUUAACAAUUUAGAUUAUACGAUUCAAAUGGCUAAUCAAAAUGCUAGCUUGUUGAAAUCCAACUCUUUGGGUGGAAGUAAGGCACUUAAGUUGAAAGUGGUAAUACUCUUUCUUGCCCUGUUUAAGUCUAAGUCAAUGGUUCUCCUGCUUUUAGUUUAACUAAUAAUGUCGUUUAUGAUUAAACAAAGACUUUUAUUGUGAAUAGUAUUACUCCAAACUAUGGUAGUAUCAAUGGCGGUACUUCAAUAUCUAUAUCUCUUGACAGAGCUCCUGAAAAUGGUUCAACUGCAACUGUUACUAUCGAUGGGAUAAUCUGUAAAAAUCCUGCUAUAUCUUCUUCAACAAUUACUUGCGUUAGCGGAAUUAAGUAAAACACUGCAAGCUCGUCUUUGGUCGUUUAAGUAAACUAAUAAAAUGCUGUAAAUAAUGGAAUUAUAUUCUAUUAUGGCUAUUUGUGGUCUGAUCCUAAUACUUGGGGUGGAAGCUUUGCUCCUAUAGCAGGUGAUUUAGUUUAUGUUGCAUAAGGAAAGAGCAUAAUUAUAGAUGUACCAUAUAUUGGUAUCUUAAACACAAUAGUUGUUUCUAAUGCUAACCUCAUUUUUGCUAAUGACAAAAAUAUCCAUUUAGAAGCUUACAAUAUUUUAGUAUAGAAUGGUAAUGUUAUAAUUGGUACUUAAAGUUCACCUGUAACUGGAAAUAUAAGGAUCACUAUGCAUGGUAAUAUAAAUGACUAAUAAUUCCCCACUGUUGGUAGCAAGGGUCUUUCUAUAUAUAAUGGUAGCAUUGAUAUCCAAGGUAAACCGCGUGCUGUUACAUGGACAGAGCUUUCACAAACUGCUAAUAUUGGAGAUAACAGUAUUCAAGUUUUCCUUAAAGAUUCUGCUUUUGAUUGGUAAAUAGGUGAAGAAAUUGAUGGAACAACUGCAACAAUAAGUUUCUUUAAUCCCUUACUUGCCUAACAUGUUAGUGUUUCAAAUGAGUAAUAUGCUAGUGGAUUAUUCAGUGUUAAUAUGAGAGCAGAAGUAGGUCUUUUAACUCGUAAUGUAGUUUUUGAAGGUGAUGAUUCUUCUGUCUAAACUCAGUAUGGUGCUCAUUUAAUGCUCCAUGGUUCGCAAACAAGUGCUCGUAUUAGAUUCGCCGAAUUCAGACGUACAGGUCAGCCAGCUAUUAUUGGUAGAUAUCCUAUACACUUCCAUAUGGUUGGUGAUGUUUCUGGUUCUAUAGUUGAAGGUAAUGCAGUCCAUGACUCAUUUGCAAGAGUCCUUACAAUCCAUGCAACUCAUUACCUCCAUGUCAAAAAUAAUGUUGGUUUCAAUUGCGCAGGUCACAACAUUUUCCUUGAAGAUGGUAUAGAAACAAACAACAUAAUUGAGUAGAAUCUUAUUUUAGGUACAAAGUAAGUUUGGUCUAUGCUCUAAUCUGAUAUUACAGCAGCUUCUUAUUGGAUAACUAAUCCUCUAAACUAUGUAUUCAAUAACAGAGCAGCAGGUGGAGAUUUUUAUGGUUUCUGGUAUGAAAUUAAAGAACACCCUGAUGGACCUUCUGCUAGAAAUGAUAUUUGUCCUCAAGGUAUGGCUUUGGGCUAAUUUACUAAUAAUAUUGCCCACUCAUAUGAUCGUUUUGGGUUGAGAAUAUUUGUUUUGACUAACCUUUAAUAUCCAUGCUAACCUUAUAGAGAUGAUAGCUAACCUAAUCCCUUUGUUAAUAAUACCUCCUUCUUAACCACUUGGUCUAAUUUUGUUUCAUAUAGAAAUAAUGAAGACGGUGUAUUAGCUGAGAAUGUAGGCAAUAUGGUCUUUAAUAAUUUCACUUUAGUUGGUAAUAAAUAAUCAGGUUUUAAUGUUUACUUGACUAACAGAACUGAUGAAUAUGUCAUUCUACAAAAUUCUCUUAUUGUUGGUUAAUCAACUGGAAAUCCUGCUUUAAUUUCUGAUUUGCAAAAUACCUAUGGCGCUAUCACUCCUCGUACAGAUGGUUAUAAAAUUUAAAAUGUUCAUUUUGCUAACUUCAUUCAAAAUAUGACAGUUUUCAAAUCUUGCUCAGGUUGUUCAAAUUUCAUGUUAUGGGUUUAGGGUGGUAAACUUACUUUAUUUAAAGGAAUUAGCUAUGAAAAUAUAUCAACAUCUAACUUUAUGUUUUGGGAAAAUUGGCGAAGAGAAAUAUAUCAAGAUUUAGAUGGAACAUUAACAGGAAGAGGCUCUCAAGUAUGGGUUACUCCAGCUGGACCUCAUCUCGUUAACUAGACUGACUGUUCAACAAGUUAAGAUGAAAAAACUAAAUGGAAUAAUGCAGUUAUAUGCAGCUCUCAGAUAGUUAGAAUUGAAUUUAGUAAUCCAGUGGAUCCAUAUGAAUUUUAAACAAAAUCUCUAUUUGUUCUGCCAUGUGAUAAUACUGGUAAGGCUAUUGGAGGAGAUUAAAUUUCAGAUUACUAUAUAUCUCAGACUUAAAGAAUUUUAAAUCCUGCUGGUGAUCUUACAGGUGGUUUUGUUGGUACCUUCUUAGCUGGUUAAAUAUUCUAAGUUCAAUGGGAAUUAUCAUAGAUUGAUUUCACUCAUUUUAGUGUUGGACUUUCUCCUUAUCACUCAGGUAGUACUGCAGCAGACACCAUAUUAAUCAAAUUCCCUAUUAAGGAUUACAGAGAAACAUGGUAAAACUUCUAAAUGAUUACCAAUAAGAAUGUUCGCCCUUAUUAAAAUGUUACAGCUGACUAAGAUCCAACCGCCCUUACAACUAUGAAGAGUCUGAACUGUAAACAUGGCGACUGGUACAAUGAUAUUGCUGGACAAGCAAUGUGGUUAUGUUUAAAUGCUAAUGGAAGACCUAAAGCUACAACUAAUUAAUAUUUAGAAAGAGUUGAUCUUAAUGCUCUGAGCUGUUUAGUUAACUGUCCACUCCCUCCUUUCAAAUGCAAAAAGGAUGGAAUUUCAAGAAGGAUAAGCAAUCUUGCUACUUGGUAAGGUAUUACUUUUGAUGGUAACCAAGGCAUUGUGCUUAAUACUCAAGGAAACAGUACCUUAUAUAUUCCUUGCCCUUGGGAAGUUGUUGUAGACUAGGAUAUAACCUAAUAUACAUAAAUUAUAGUUGAAGGUAACUUACGUGUUGAUCCUACAAAGAAUAUUAAUGUUUAAGCUAAUGGAAUAUGGCUUAGAGGUGGUAUGUUCAUAGCAGAAGGUGCUACUCCAGGUACUCCAUACACAAACAAUUUAACAAUUAUUCUUACAGGAGAUAGAGAUUAGCAAACCUAAUUUUUAGUAGACUCUUAGCUAGAUGUAGGAAAUAAGGUAAUUUUUAACACUGGUAAUUUUACUCUACUUGGUAACCCUCCAGCAACAACUUCUACUCGUUUAGCUGCUUCUAUCAAUCCUGGGGAUACAUUAAUUAAUGUUGUAAGUGCAAGUGGUUGGAGUGUAGGUGAUAUAAUAGCAGUCGCACCGACCUAGCUUGAUGCAAAGGAAAAUGAAGUAUUUAGUAUUUAAUCGAUAAAUGGAAAUACAAUUACCCUAAACUCUACAGUCUAAUUCUAUCACUUUGGCGCAUCAAGUGUAACUCUUACGGAAACAUGGGGAAGCUAUUCUCAAGAACUUGAUCUUCGUGCACAAGUUCUUCAUCUCACUCGUAAUAUUAAGAUUGUAGGAGCUCCUGUUAGCUAAGGUAUUCCUUGGGGUUGUAGAGUUUUAAAUCAUUAUUGGGAGAUAGUAUCUGAUGGCAGUGGCAAUCCUCUUCCUGAUUUGAGAUAACUUCAUUUACGUGGUAUUGCAACUUGGAAUGGUGUAGAAAUGAGAAAUUGUGGUCAAGCAGACUCUUCUCGUGGUGGUCUCGAUUUCCUUUAUGAUGGCUCUGACAGUGAAAAUUAAAUAGUAAGUGUUGUCUCUAAUUCAAGUUUCCAUGAUUGUAAUGGGUAUUGUGCUAAUAUAGAGUAAUCAUCUAAUAUAAAAUUGAUAAACAAUAACUUCUUUAGAGGAAAACCUAUUUUUAUUAGAUUUUACUAAUCAACAUAUAUUGCUUUAACAAAUAACCAUUUUGUUGCAGCUCUUGAGCGCGAAUAUUCUUAUGACUCAAGUAAUAUGGCUUAUGACAUGAAUACAGCAAUCUACUUCUUAUCUACAUAAGACCCUGUAGCUGAUAAUAUUCUCAUUAAUAAUAAUCAAGUUUAAGGUUCUUAAGGUCCUUGUCUAGCAUUAGUACAUACUCCUUGUACUAGUGUAUCUAAUAUUUCAACAAGUGUUGGCAUCUGGGGUAACUAAGCUUCAACAUGCUUAGUAGGAUCUUUAUUCAAAUCUUCACUAUCAGGUUGUUAAUGGGCAGGUAAAAUUGCAGUUGCUCGUUCUGUUAAAGGUAUUAUGGUUAAUCCUGAAUAGCCAGGAAUCAUCGUUGAACAUGUUUUAGCUGCCGAAUCCAACCGUUCUAUCAUUCUUCGUUUUGCUAAUUAAGGUUACAGAAAUGUAGGCCAAUUCUAAAAUUCUUCUGUUUAUGCUGUAGCUAUAACUAAUGAUCCCACAGCUUACGAUAGUAGUUAAAAGGCCAAAGUCUGUUAAGGUGGUUCAGGUACUUAAAACUUGGUUGUUACUGAAAGUGGUGAGAAUUAUCCACUCAUAAUGUCUCCUCUUUCAUUUGAUGUCAUUUGCACAUCUGCUGUUUUCGACUCAUCUCUUUACUAAACAAAUGUCAAAUACGUUAACUUUAAGUAAACUUAUUCAGAUGCAAAUUUAAGCAACUGUAGAGAUAACCACAUGAUGGCUACUCAUCCCAGUGCAUCAGAUCACACUGCUGGUACUUAUAACAGUAAUGUUACAUGUGUUAAUUGCAAUGUAGAUGCAUAUUUUAAUUUCAUGUCAGCUGACCCUGGUUGGGCAGGCUGGUUAGGAGGCUGUGGACUCUUCAUAUGUACAGGACCAGAAAAUGUUUUAAAUGUUGAUUUUACUGGUAGUCUUUUCAAUGGUGUUCCUACUACAGGUAUUUCACACAAUUCAGGUAUAGCUUCUAAAAGUUGUACUGCUUAGCCAAAUUGGAAUAAUGCUUAUUCUUGUAAGGGUACUGAUUAUGUUUAGCUUGAAUGGUAAUCAGAAGCUGCUGACCAUAACCUAAGAUCAACAGCACCAUGCAUGAUAACAUCACUAGAUUAAACAUACAGCAACAAGAUAAAUAUGUUUAAAGAAUGGUAAUGGGAUGGAAGUGAGCCUAAAAAUUUGAGAGAAAAUAGAUACUACGCUACUGUUCUUACCAACACUAUUUACAAUAUUGCUUAUAAUGGUCUAAAUCCUUACAACAUUAUACACAGAAUAUAGUAGAGAACAAACGAUAAUGUCGGAGAACCUAAUAUUUGGGUUGUUUUCACAUUAUAGUACUAAGUUCCAAAUAAUAUAGAAGUCUCAGUUGAUGGUUCUUCAGCAAUUGUUCCUUAUAUUCCUUCUGACAAUAUUGAUCUUACAACUAAAACCAACACAUGUGGUGCAAAUAUUUACAAUUAUCGAACACGUACUGUUCAAUUUGUAAUAAAUGGGGCUGCUAACUGCUUAGUUCGUGUAUAAGUUCUUGAUACGGUUCGUCUCAAUAUUAGUGUUUAAAUAUCUGUUAAACAGUUCUUCCAAAAUAAUAACAAGUUUAGCUUUAUUUCAGCCGUAGCCUCUUUCUUAGGGAUAUAAGACUAUUCUCGCAUAAAAGUUGUUGGUACUUCUACUAACAGCAGAUUCUUACAAAAUGGAUAGGCUUCUUCUUCCUCAUCAGCAAGUUCUAAUGGAUUUAAUCUAAUACUAGAUAUAACAGACAAGCGUUCCUAAUCAAGCUAGAUAGACCCAAAUAUAGUACAUUAAGACCUCGUAAAUAAAGCUGCAUAGCUUUAGGCAGGCCUAGAGAAAAAUUCAGUCUCUGGAUUAUCUCCAAACACAUACUCAAUUAUUUCAUCAGAAGUUUAUGUGUCAACUAAUUCUGAAGGUGGUAUCUAUGGUCAAAAUGCCAAUCCUAAUACACCAAUAGUUAAAUAAUCAUCUUCCGACUCUAAUACAACCUUAGCAAUAGUUCUUGGUAUAGUUAUUGCUUUUAUUGUCGUGAUUAUAGUUGUUGUUGGUUACUGUGCUUACAAGAGAUAUAAAUUAAAAUAGAUUAUGUUAAAAGUUUAAAACGCAGAGGUUGAUCAUUCAAUUGAAAUUGAACAUGAACCAAAUUAAAAAGAAGCUGUUAAGGCUGCUCCAUCUAAUAUUAUUGCAUUAGAUCCAUCGGCUGACUUUUUACAAGAAAAAGACAAUAUCUUUUCAGCCCCAUUCUAAUGUUGA